Molecule: messenger RNA, 2881 nt
Organism: Xenopus laevis (African clawed frog)
Lineage: Eukaryota; Metazoa; Chordata; Amphibia; Anura; Pipidae
Gene: rpia.L
Product: ribose 5-phosphate isomerase A L homeolog
Biological process (GO): D-ribose metabolic process; pentose-phosphate shunt, non-oxidative branch; pentose-phosphate shunt
Cellular component (GO): cytoplasm; cytosol
Molecular function (GO): ribose-5-phosphate isomerase activity
Source: RefSeq, marked provisional
GGCAGAUAAGAGCCCCGUGCAGAGUGUGUGUAUGAUACAGCGCAGGUUUCUCACUACAAUCAGCAGGAUGACAGAAGAGGCCAAGAGACUUGCGGGCUGUGCUGCUGUGGAUAACCAUGUUAAGAACAAUCAAGCACUUGGCAUUGGAAGUGGCUCCACCAUAGUACAUGCUGUGAAUCGACUAGCGGAACGGGUGAAGCAGGAAAAUCUGAAAGUCGUGUGUGUCCCUACGUCUUUUCAGGCCCGGCAGCUGAUCCUGCAGAACGGAUUAGUUCUGACCGACUUGGACAGACACCCUGAGCUUGAUGUCGCCAUUGAUGGAGCAGAUGAAGUGGAUUCAGAUCUUAACCUUAUAAAAGGAGGAGGUGGCUGCUUGGCUCAGGAGAAAAUAGUGGCUGGCUGUGCCAAGUCCUUCAUCGUCAUUGCCGAUUACAGGAAAGAUUCCAAAAAUUUUGGGGAGCAAUGGAAGAAAGGCGUUCCUAUUGAAGUGAUCCCCAUGGCUUAUGUACCGGUGAUUAAAGCCUUACAGAGUCGGUUUGGGGGUGUAGCUGAAUUAAGGAUGGCUGUCAGUAAAGCAGGCCCAGUGGUCACAGAUAAUGGGAACUUUCUUUUAGACUGGAAGUUUGACAAGGUGCAUGACUGGAGAACUGUAAAUACAGAAAUAAAGAUGAUACCAGGUGUGGUAGACACUGGUCUUUUCAUUAACAUGGCUGAGCGAGUUUAUUUCGGAAUGGAGGACGGGACGGUUACAAUCCGCGACAAGCCAAUGAAUUAAUGCCAACGCUGCAAAUACCUGUGCCAAACCCCUACGUCUUGCAUCAUGUAUAUUCCCCAUUGUCUGUUCUCCUGGUACUUCCCUUGUUUGUUACAGUUGAACUUCACUCUUUCUGUGCAUCUGUGUUUCUAUUAUGGAGAGCUGACCCCUCCUUUUAUAACCCUUUUAUGGACACACUUUUCUCCCAGCAUGCACGAUAGUCCGAUCCUCCACAAAGUGGUCAUUAGACAAUGCACUAAUUGUUGUAUAUAACGUUUAUUAAACUUGUGCUGAUACCAGACGUAGGUUUAGUAAAUAGCGCACACACCGUACCCCUUUAAUAAAUGACAUUUAGUGCCAUUACGUAAUUCCCUUGGCUAAUGAGCCCCAUUUGUUUAGUAAAUUCGUAUUGUGAACUGUUCAAGAUGGUCGUUUCUGUCUUUAAUAUACUGAGCCAUAUAUUUAAUCAUCGCCUACAAUAAAGCAAAGAAGAGAAUAUUUUUUUUGUAUAAGUUUGCCAAAUUCUAAAGCUUCCAUUACAUUUUUGUCGGAUAAAGAUAUACUGUAAAAUAUUUUUGACUAAACGCUAUUCCAAUCAUUUAAACUUUUCCACCCGGUCAGUAUCUGCUUGUAUCUUUAAGGGGAACGAUCUCGAAAAUGAAAAUUUAAUAUACAGUAAGAAACUUUCUAAAUACAAUCCAUGUUCUGCAUAAUUUCUGAAAUAAUCAAGUUAUUAUCUCUCCGCAUCUGUUUCUCUUCAUUCUCUCUUCAUGCAGCAGUUGGGUGUCAGAUAUUCAUUGACAGUUAGAUCCAAUAUAUCUUAUAGGGAGGCUCCUUUUGCCUAGAAGAUGUAUUGGAGCUCACUCUAUUAAAAUCACCAGACAUCAUGUCUCUCUACAUGCAGCAGUUGGGUUUCAGAUAUUAAUUGACAGUUAGAUCCAAUAUAUCUUAUAGGGGGUGCCUUUCCUAGCAGAUGUAUUAGAGCUCACUCAAAAAACUGAUUCCAGUACAAACAAAAUGUAACAAAAUAACUGCCUUUUGCACAAAUUCUGCAUGUAGAGAGACAUGAUGUCUGGUGAUUUUAAUAGAGUGAGCUCUAAUACAUCUUCUAGGCAAAAGGAGCCUCCCUAUAAGAUAUAUUGGAUCUAACUGUCAAUGAAUAUCUGACACCCAACUGCUGCAUGAAGAGAGAAUGAAGAGAAACAGAUGCUGAGAGAGGAAUAGUGACUAUAAACUUGAUUAUUUCAGAAAUGGUACUGAAUUUGCAAUUGAUUAUAUUUUAGAAAACUUCUUAUUUCAGUAUGAUGAAGCUUGUAUUCAAUUUUCAUUUCUUGGGCGGUAGGUUUUGAUGUUCAUGUGCCAAUCCAGUCAAUUGCAUUAUGUCAAAAGGAGAGGGGAGGACAAGAUAACUUGGCAGUUAUACUUGGGUAUUAGAGAGAGCAUAUAUUGCCUGCUGGUUUUAGUUAGCCUUUAAACUGCACAAUUUUUACAUUUCUAUUGUUGUUGUUGUUGAUCACAAGUGCCUUUAUUUACACAGUCCUUUGGGUCUCUUCUUGUUUCCAGUGGUUUCUUUACUUAGAUAUUGUUUGAUCCACUUGAUUUCACACUGUUGAUUUCAUAUGCCAUUUUCAUUUUGCUUGGAAUUUGGGCAAAUGAUCUAAGCUAUCGGCCAAUUGCCUGCUGUGUAUGUUUCUGUACAAUGGAAGGCAAUGGUUAAUGUGUUUCUCAGAUAUGCGUCUGCUGCUUAGGUACUGGAAAUUCUAUUUCUGUAAUAGCUGCAUGAGAUCAAACUCUUGUGUAACUGCUGCCCACUUGGUAAAACAAUCGGUUUACUUUCCGCUGGUCUGAGACUAAUGUGAACAGUAAAUGUAAUUUCGGGAGACUGUCAGCUCUUUGCCAAUCCGAGUCUGCUUCUCACCAAAACAAAGCCGAAUCAUAUCGUAAAGCUGCUUAAAACAUUCAUUUCCAAGAACCACUUUGUAGUGACUGAAGCCAGUGUAAAAAAGAGCUGAUAACAUUUGGGAUCAGGGGGUGGUUGUCUCUUUUUGGAUACAAAUGUUAUUCGAGCUUUACUAGAAAUGCAAUGUAAAGAAAAUGUCAAAUCCUGCAAUAAAGAUUUAAUAGAAA